GCGGCGGCGGCGGCGGCGGCGGCGGAGGGGCCUGGGGACGGCGCGGGUGGCCGUGCUGCCCUCGACUCGUGGCCGGUCCGGCGUGUGGCCCGGCAGCCAUGCAUCCCCCGCCCCCGGGCCCGCUGAGCGACUGCCUGCGGGACUGGGAGGAGCUGCAGCGGGACUUCCAGAGCAUCCAGGAGACCCACCGGCUGUACCGCCUGAAGUUGGAGGAGCUGACCGAGCUGCAGAACAGCUGCACCGGCUCCAUCGCCAGGCAGAGGAAGCGGCUGCAGGAGCUGGCCCUCGUCCUGAAGAAAUGCAGACCCUCUCUUGCAUCAGAGGCCGAGGCGGCCGCGAAGGAGCUGGAGAACCAGAUCAAGGAACGCCAGGGGCUCUUCUUUGACAUGGAGGCGUAUCUGCCCAAGAAGAACGGGUUGUACCUGAGCCUGGUUUUGGGCAACAUCAACGUGACGCUCCUGAGCAAGCAGGCCAAGUUUGCUUACAAAGAUGAGUACGAGAAGUUCAAGCUCUACCUCACCAUCAUCCUCAUCCUCAUCUCUUUCACCUGCCGCUUCCUCCUUAAUUCCAGGGUAACAGAUGCUACCUUCAACUUCCUGCUCGUGUGGUAUUACUGCACCCUGACCAUCCGGGAGAGCAUUCUUAUCAAUAAUGGCUCCAGGAUCAAAGGCUGGUGGGUCUUCCAUCAUUACGUGUCCACGUUCUUGUCCGGAGUCAUGCUGACAUGGCCCGAUGGUCUCAUGUACCAGAAGUUCCGGAACCAGUUUCUGUCCUUCUCCAUGUACCAGAGUUUUGUGCAAUUCCUGCAGUACUACUACCAGAGCGGCUGUCUCUACCGCCUGCGGGCCCUGGGCCAGCGGCACACCAUGGAUCUGACCGUGGAGGGCUUCCAGUCGUGGAUGUGGCGAGGCCUCACCUUCCUGCUGCCCUUUCUCUUCUUCGGACAUUUCUGGCAGCUUUUUAACGCCCUGACGUUGUUCAACCUGGCCCGGGACCCCGAGUGCAAGGAGUGGCAGGUGCUCAUGUGCGGCUUCCCCUUCCUGCUCCUCUUCCUCGGGAACUUCUUCACCACACUGCGGGUCGUGCACCAGAAGUUCCAUAGCCAGCGGCACGGCAGCAAGACGGACUGAGCCCCCUGCUGAGUGCUGGGGCUCCCCUCGUCCAGGCGGCUCCCCGGGGGUUGGGGAUGAGCCGGCCUGUGUCCCCAGGCCGCGCGGGGAGCGGAAGGCGGAGGCCUCAAUAAAGAGAGAG
Messenger RNA from Sorex fumeus (smoky shrew), 1251 nucleotides. It is a transcript of the gene TMEM120A, whose product is annotated as transmembrane protein 120A. Bases 99 to 1130 code for a protein of 343 amino acids. Gene Ontology annotation, biological process: fat cell differentiation. Gene Ontology annotation, cellular component: membrane. The record is from RefSeq and is a predicted model, not a curated record. The transcript is spliced from 12 exons. Lineage: Eukaryota; Metazoa; Chordata; Mammalia; Eulipotyphla; Soricidae.